AUAAAAUUAGAAUCUCCGGUAUUUGGGAAGUAUAAAAGAAGUGUGUGAAGGCUUAAUCAGGGGAGUUCAGAGAAUCAUGAAGUUCUUCGUCUCGGCUUUGCUUUUGAUCGGUGCUGCAAGUGCAGCUAGAAAUGGAAUUGAUUUCAUUCAACCAGUGUCUACUGCUACAUUUCAAUGUAUUCAUAAGGCUGGAUAUUCUUUCGUAAUUCCAAGAGUCUUUACUUCUGUUGGAACUCUUGAUCAUACUGGAAUUCAAAACGUCAAGAAUGCUAGAGCAGCUGGCCUCACCGAUGUCGAUGGAUACAUCUUCCCAUGCUUGAGAUCUAACUGCCCAUCUGCUGCCAAUCAAGUUAAGGAAACUCUUGAUGCUUUGAAGAGUGCAGGAACUCAUGUCUCUACUCUCUGGCUUGACAUUGAACGUCUCGCUUGGCCAGCUAAUCACGCCAGUAACCGUGCAUUCAUCGAGGCAAUGGUCAGAGAAGCUCAAGCUUACAAGCAACAAGUUGGAAUCUACAGUAACUAUUACAAUUGGCAAGAUAUUGUUGGAUUGGAUUAUCAUGGACAAUCUAGUUUGAUGCUCUGGUGGGCAACCUAUGAUGGAAUUAAGGAUUUCUCAAAGUUCGCACCUUUCGGAGGAUGGAGCAGACCAACAAUUCAUCAAUGGGAAGGAACCACUACUGGCCCAUGUGGAGUCUCUGUUGAUAUGAACUAUGUUCCAUAAAUAGCUGACCAAAAUGUAUAAACAUGAAUAAACAAAUUUUUAUAUGUAAACCCAUACAUUUUCGCUA
Caenorhabditis elegans is the source of this 788-nucleotide messenger RNA. RefSeq names its product LYSozyme (gene lys-4). Gene Ontology annotation, molecular function: hydrolase activity, acting on glycosyl bonds; catalytic activity; lysozyme activity. The transcript has 2 exons. NCBI's taxonomy places the organism in Eukaryota, Metazoa, Nematoda, Chromadorea, Rhabditida, Rhabditidae. The record is from RefSeq and is marked reviewed. The coding region runs from base 77 to 721 and encodes 214 amino acids. Gene Ontology annotation, biological process: peptidoglycan catabolic process; defense response to bacterium; cell wall macromolecule catabolic process.